GCUGCUGGAGGGGAGAGGCUUAAAGAAAGGGAAAGAGGAGUGUGAGGCACGGAAGGAACCGGAGGAACCUCCAGUAUGAAAUUCGUCUCUGCUUAUUACUUGCUGCCUCUCUUUCCUGCACUGGUCUUCAGUGCUAGACAGGGCUAUGAAGAACUGGAAAGACAGCUCAAAGAAGUCUUCAAGGAAAGGACCAAUAUCCUUCGCCAACUGUCGAAGACUUCUAAAGAGCUUGAGGGAAUUAAAGUAAACCUCCAGUCUUUGAAAAAUGGUGAAGCAUCAGCCAAAAAUGAUGUGCAGAAACUUCUGGAAUUGGGCCAAAAGCAAAGGGAAGAAAUGAAAUCUCUUCAGGAAGCCUUUCAAAAGCAACUUAAUGAGGCAACAGAGAAGGCAGAAAAGCAGCAGGCUACGAUUAACUUUUUGAAGACCGAAAUGGAAAGGAAGAGCAAAAUGAUCCGUGACCUCCAAAAUGAGAACAAAAGCCUCAAAAACAAGCUCCUGUCAGGAAACAAGCUUUGUGGUAUUCAUGCAGAAGAGUCAAAAAAGAUCCAAGCCCAACUGAAGGAGCUCCGUUACGGGAAAAAGGAUUUGAUUUUUAAGGCACAACAGCUCACGGAUCUGGAGCAAAAACUGGCAGUUGCAAAAGAUGAAUUGGAAAAGGCAGCCCUUGACAAAGAGUCACAGCUGAAAGCUCUGAAGGAGACUGUGCAGCUUUGCCUGUCUUCUGUUCUGCACAAUCAGCCUCCUGCUAAGAGUCUAAUCCCUUCAAAACCAGAUGAGAAGCUGACAUCCCCAGCUACAAAGGGCUCAAAGGUUCCAUUUCAAGCGCCAAGCACCAAGCGAAAUGCCUCAGAAGAGAAAGAGAAUCUUCAUCUGGCAUCAAGAAAGGAAGACAACCAGAGCAUCCAGGAGUGCGACUCUCAAGACGUUGGCAAAACGUGUUUGGGGAAUCGCAGUAAUUCAACAUCUCGUUUGAAGACAGCAGAAACAGAGACAAGCUUUCAGAAGUUGCACAGCCCUCCCUGGAUUAAACCUGAAGAUAAAAAAUCACCUGAAAGGAACGAGAAAAAAAUUGAGGAGUCUGUCAGUACAAAAGAAAAAAAACUCUAAGCACUAUUAAUCUACAUUAAAAUGCCCAUCAGUUGUUUCCAUCUUCAUAUUCUUUUAAGUCCAGAGGCAUGAAAUGUACCAGGUUUCUAAAGCAUGCAUUUUUCACUAUUUUAUGAAUGUUUGUAAAUUAGUCUAGACUAGACCAAUUAGUAACUUCCAGCAAUAAUCCAAAAUGGAUGUUCAAAGAAAUGCUUUGUAACACAGUCCAGUUUUCAAACUCUUGUUCUACCUGAUCAGUAACUGCAUACUAUAAAUUAGUUCCUUUGUCAACAGCAGCCAUUUUCUGGUAUUUCUCAGUCUGUUCAAUUUCAUGUACCUUUAUGGCAGGUUAGGUUUUAAAUCAAAUUAAGAAUUGAGCAGUAGUUAACAUGGGGAAAAAUAUUUGUGUAAAGAAUACAACUCAAAAGAGUAACUGUAAUAAGGGAACAGUGGGGGUCCAUGUAUACU
Molecule: messenger RNA, 1554 nt
Organism: Calypte anna (Anna's hummingbird)
Lineage: Eukaryota; Metazoa; Chordata; Aves; Apodiformes; Trochilidae
Gene: LUZP2
Product: leucine zipper protein 2
Exons: 12
Coding region: 76-1107 (343 amino acids)
Source: RefSeq, a predicted model, not a curated record